Haliotis rubra (blacklip abalone) is the source of this 3139-nucleotide messenger RNA. RefSeq names its product hemicentin-1-like. The annotation marks the transcript as partial. The record is from RefSeq and is a predicted model, not a curated record. NCBI's taxonomy places the organism in Eukaryota, Metazoa, Mollusca, Gastropoda, Lepetellida, Haliotidae. Gene Ontology annotation, molecular function: protein binding. The transcript has 16 exons.
UGAUGAUGACUGGACAUGUCAGUACAGUAAUGUCAACAGUAACACCAUCAGUCUUGAUGUACAGUAUGCCCCAGUGAUCACCUCCGUCCCCAGCAGCAAGGAUGUGACAGAGAACACCAGUCCCAACAUUGACUGUAGCAGUAACAUCACACCAGGCAACCCUUCAACAACAAGCUACAGGUGGACAGGUCCAGGUGGUUACAGCAAGGGUGGGGCUGUACUUGACAGACCUGUCACCAGGACUCAGGUAGGAGUGUACAUCUGUACUGCCUCCAACACUGCAGGACUGUCAGACACAGCUCAGGUCAACGUCAAUGUGCAGUAUGCCCCAGUGAUCACCUCAAUCCCCAGCAACAAGGUUGUGACAGAGAACACCAGUCCCAACAUCGACUGUAGCAGUAACAUCACACCAGGCAACCCUUCAACAACAAGCUACAGGUGGACAGGUCCAGGUGGUUACAGCAAGGAUGGGGCUGUACUUGACAGACCUGUCACCAGGACUCAGGGAGGAGAUUACAUCUGUACUGCCUCCAACACUGCAGGACUGUCAGCCACAGCUCAGGUCAACAUCAAUGUGCAGUAUGCCCCAGUGAUCACCUCCGUCCCCAGCAACAAGGAUGUGACAGAGAACACCAGUCCCAACAUCGACUGUAGCAGUAACAUCACACCAGGCAACCCUUCAACAACAAGCUACAGGUGGACAGGUCCAGGUGGUUACAGCAAGGAUGGGGCUGUACUUGACAGACGUGUCACCAGGACUGAGGGAGGAAUGUACAUCUGUACUGCCUCCAACACUGCAGGACUGUCAGACACAGCUCAGGUCAACGUCAAUGUGCAGUACGCCCCAGUGAUCACAUCCGUCCCCAGCAACAAGGAUGUGACAGAGAACACCAGUCCCAACAUCGACUGUAGCAGUAAAAUCACACCAGGCAACCCUUCAACAACAAGCUACAGGUGGACAGGUCCAGGUGGUUACAGCAAGGAUGGGGCUGUACUUGACAGACGUGUCACCAGGACUGAGGGAGGAGUGUACAUCUGUACUACCUCCAACACUGCAGGACUGUCAGACACAGCUCAGGUCAACGUCAAUGUGCAGUACGCCCCGGUGAUCACCUCCGUCCCCAGCAACAAGGAUGUGACAGAGAACACCAGUCCCAACAUCGACUGUAGCAGUAACAUCACACCAGGCAACCCUUCAACAACAAGCUACAGGUGGACAGGUCCAGGUGGUUACAGCAAGGAUGGGGCUGUACUUGACAGACCUGUCACCAGGACUCAGGGAGGAGUGUACAGCUGUACUGCCUCCAACACUGCAGGACUGUCAGACACAGCUCAGGUCAACAUCAAUGUGCAGUAUGCACCAGGAACCAGUGUCAGUAUAACUCCAUCCUCCCCACACACGGUAGUGGAAGGAACAGGACCUGUAUCUAUUAGAUGCACUGCAGACUGUAAUCCUUCUUGUGGACUCCAACUGAGGAAGGGGACUACUGAUGUAGGUCAAGGUCAAGUCACAUUGGACAAGGUCAACCGAGCCCAAGCUAGAGACUAUACGUGUGAAGCUGAGAAUGUGAUAGGAAAUGCCAGUAAACAGUUUACCCUCGUUGUUCACUAUCCUGUCAAUAUAAGUAUGUUUACGGUCAACUCGCUCAGUCGUUCAGUGACAGUUAACGAAUUGGAUCAAGCUACCUUGACCUGCCAGGUUGACAGUAAUCCCAAAUCAGUCAUCAGGUUACUGAAUGGAACUGAAGAGCUGACAAGGGCAGAUAACUCCCUGACAGCAACAUACAGACUGGAAUCAGUGGAAUGUAGACAAAGAGGGAACUACUCCUGUACUGCCACCAACAACAUCGGGGCACCUGUCACCACAAAGGUGGAGUUGCUUAUCAAAUGUUCUCCUCGACUAGAUGAAACAGUGCCCAAGCAACUCAAGUACGCCUCCAGGCAGGGUGAAAACUUGACUGUGUCUGUGCCAGUCCUGGCCUAUCCCCUUCCUACAUUCACCUGGAGUAGAUCCAUCAGCACCAGCCAGGACCUCACUGGUUCCUCCAGCCCUGUCUCAGACAUCUCAGUCACUGCCAGACUACACCUUACUAACAUCCAGGAACAGGACUUCGGGGACUACAGUCUUACAGUGGAUAAUGGUGUGGGCGGGUCAGUGACAUACACAGUCAACAUUGUGACUACAGGACCACCAAGCACCCCGACAAACAUCAGUGUCUCCCCAGAAGGCCCCUUCUCCCUACAUGUUUCCUGGAAGGAGGAGUUCAAUGGCGGAGCUACUCAGACAUUCACUGUAGAGUACAGCACAGACGAGAAGGACUGGAAGACAGCAGGGAGUCAUACAGAGACAGAAAGUGGGAAUUAUAUGACAUCAUCCAUCAAUGAUCUCAACUCUGACACACUGUACUAUGUGAGGGUUGUCGCCAGGAACCAGUUUGGAAGCAGCAGCUACACUGAACAUGCGACUGGACUCACGGAGAAGAAAGUUAUGGCCCCUGCAGCCCCUUCACAAGCUGGAUUAAUAGCUGGAGUGACAGUCGGUGUGAUAUUGGUCGUCGGCAUUGUGGUCAUCGUUGUCAUCAUGGCCAGGAAAGGAUAUAGAUGCAUAUUGCAGAAACCAGAUUCAACAGACACACAGAAUGCGUCACAGAUCCCCGAAAAUAGAGGAGAAAACGUGAAUUUCCAAGAUGUUAACCAGUACUCUGGGCUGCAAGAUAGCGCGGAUGACAAACAGACUUACACAGAACUGAAGAAUUAUGAAAAUACAGAAUUCCAUCCUUCUAAAGACACUGUCAACACCUAUGAAGAUAUCAACCAGACCUCAAGACAUGCUUCUGAAGACGGCAAGCCCGCCAUGUAUGUGAAUGCUGAUAUCAAAGGCAAAGAUUCGCCCUAUGUGAACACCUGAAACCAAUAACUGAAUCAUCAUUAUCUCUGACAUCAUAAUGGGUGACUUUGAAGGUUACAUACCAACUCAGUUGUGUCUCAACCUCUGCAACCUUCACCAAGAGGAACUUGCUGGUUUGCUGAAACCUAACCUUUUUGUAUCAUGGUCAUUUGUGAGAUACAAUUGAUUGGACACACUGAGGAGCGUAACAAUAGUUGAGUUGAAGGGGGCAGUGCUUUAGACAUAUUCAUA